Ictalurus furcatus (blue catfish) is the source of this 8702-nucleotide messenger RNA. It is a transcript of the gene akap1b, whose product is annotated as A kinase (PRKA) anchor protein 1b. NCBI's taxonomy places the organism in Eukaryota, Metazoa, Chordata, Actinopteri, Siluriformes, Ictaluridae. The coding region runs from base 266 to 2908 and encodes 880 amino acids. The transcript has 10 exons. Gene Ontology annotation, molecular function: RNA binding. The record is from RefSeq and is a predicted model, not a curated record.
GUUGAGCGCCGGUGCAGGUCCGAGAGGACGGACUGUGUUGUGUGUUUGCUAGUUCGGGACUUGGAUUGUUAGCUGUUAGCCAGCUAGCUAGUUUCAUAUAGUGUCUCAGUGUUGCCCUCUAUUUAGCUAGCGGUGUGGCUAUUGUGACGUUUACUAUACUCCUGGCUGUCUUUCUUUUUCUCGCCCGCUAUUUUAGAUUUAUCAGUAGCAUUUAUAAUCCUGUGCCAGAGCAUUUAUAAGGAGCAGUACUUAGGAUCCACAGGAGAUGCCACUCAGGUUUCGGUCCUUUGUCCCGUACACACUUCCUGGAGUGCUUGCACUCAUAGGCUGGUGGUGGUACAUUUCUCGCAAGAAAGCGCGGCUCACCAGCCAUGACCGGGACGAGGAACCGGUUGCGGGCGUACUGGCUUCCCCUGCUAAGGGCACUAAUGGAAUGGUGGAGACUACACAUGGCAGACCCUGCUUAGACAAACCCAGUGCCAAAGAACCGGUGUCUGCUGAGCAGGAGGUUGUAGCACAGAUUCACACAAUGGCAACAAGCGCCUCAGUAGAAGAACCAGUCAGCUCCCCAGUGGUAGUGAAAAAGCUGGGUACUCCUCCUCAUCCAUGCAGCAUUGCAACUGCAGACUCCCAAAAGAGCAGCCUUGAAGUGGCCAGUGAAAAGUCUCCAAUCUUAGCCUUGACACCAUCAAAUCUAGUUGAGAUGAGUCCUCCACAUGAGAGACCAGAGGUAGUUGUGCUAAGCAAUGAGUCAUGCCAGUUGACUGCUGAAGCAGAGCUGGACACUUCUGGUUCACUGAGCCAGUCUUGGGAUCAAACACUCGACAAACAGGAGACUGACACUAAGGAAAUGGCGCCACUUAUAUGCCAGGCUGUGGAGUUGUCCAAAGCGGAGCGCCCAGAGCCUGAAGGAGAGGUGGCUGAUGAUGUAUUGGCUGUGCCGUUUGCUGAGAACCUCCAAGCAGACUUGGCAAAAAACAGUUUAUCCUCCACCAAAGAUGACUUGGCCGCCGCUUCACCAAUGACUGGGGAUCAGUACACUCAAGCUGCAUCGCAGCAAUCGCUUGGUCUUGACAGUCCUUUACUUCCUGCCUCAUUUCCAGUUUCCACCAGCUCACCGGUCUUAAACGAUUUCAUACAAGUCCAGAGCCAUGAGAAUGGAGACCCGCGCUGUGAAGUUGAGAGCAGUGACAGCAUGGUAGAGCUGCAACGCCUUGCAGCCGGUCUCAUCACUGAAGUCAUUUUAGCAGCUACCCAGGAGGUCAUGGCAGUCAGCAGCUCCACGUCUCAGCUCAGUGAGGGUCCGGAGGCUGCUUGCAGCAUCACAUCUACUUUAAACGGAAAAGAAAUCAUCAGGGAAGAAGAUGAAUGUGUGUCUCAGGUGGAUUCCUCUUCAGAAGGCUGCAAAGAUCACGUAGAGCAGCAUGCAGUACAGAUCGCCAAGGAGGUCAUCAAUGGCUGCCUCACUCCCUCUGUAUGGGAGAAGUCUGAGACGCAGAACAGUUUUGCUCUCCGUGACCAUCAGGAACAGUUAGAAUCGACUCAGAUCCUGCCCGAGGUCCAGGCCAAAGAAGAGGCUGUGAUGGGAACAGAGGAUUCUGGGUGUAGCACUUGUCAGUCAGAGGAUGGCAUCAGCAACGAGGAUCUUGUCAUCAGCACAGAAUUGUCAUCAGUAGUGCAUGACUGCAAAGAGGACCUUAUUCAGAUUUCAGGGAUCUCGACUUCAGAGGAAAAAGGUGAUGGACAUCAGGAAAGCUCUGAUUCAGCAGUCCUGGAGGAGACUGUGCUGAGAGUGGAGCAUGCAACAGCUACCUGUGCACUAGCACAGGUGAAUGGGGAAGCUUUCAGGAAUGGAACCAGUGAAGCAGAAGCUGAUCAGUCCGGAGGAUCGGAUGUGAACAGUAUGGAUUCAGUAGACAGCUACUCCGCUUUGGGUACAGGAAACGAUCAACAGAGUGGCAGCCAGGCCAGUCAAAGCUCCGAGCUGAUUGUGUGGGAAAUAGAGGUGCCGAAGCAUCUAGUUGGUAGAUUAAUUGGAAAACAAGGAAGGUAUGUCAGCUUUCUGAAGCAGAGCUCUGGUGCAAAGAUCUACAUCUCAACUCUGCCUUACACCCAAGAGUUUCAGAUCUGCCAUAUAGAGGGCGCCCAGCAGCAGGUAGAUAAAGCACUGGCCUUGAUUGGUAAGAAGUUUAAAGACCUGGACCUGACCAACCUGUACGCUCCUCCAUCGUUGCCCCUCUCACUGCCCUCCCUGCCCAUGACUUCCUGGCUCCUGCUUCCAAACGGCGUAACAGUGGAGGUGAUCGUGGUGAACAUCGUCUCUGCGGGCCACGUGUUUGUCCAGCAGCACACACACCCUACAUACCAUGCUCUGCGCAGUCUGGACCAGCAGAUGUUCCUGUGUUACUCUCAGCCUGGCACUCCUGCCCUGCCCUCACCUGCUGAAAUUGGUGUGAUCUGUGCGGCUCCUGCAGUGGAGGGAGCGUGGUGGCGAGCACAGGUUAUCUCCUUCUACAAGGAUUCCAAUGAAGUGGAGAUCCGAUACGUGGACUACGGCGGCUACGACCGAGUGAAGAUUGAUACUCUUCGUCAGAUUAGAUCUGACUUUGUGACGUUACCGUUCCAAGGGACGGAGGUGUUAUUGGAUAACAUCGCACCUCUUCCUGGAGAGGAUGGCUUUUCAGCUGAAGCCAACUCUGCACUGGAGGAGAUGACACAAGGACUACCUUUGCUUGCACAGGUCACAAAUUACGACAAUAACACAGGCCUUCCCUUAGUACAAAUGUGGAACAUGGUUGGAGAUGAGGUGAGUGAAUUCUGUCUCGAGAAUAGAUCUUUACUCAUUAUUUGUGCUCUUAAUAAUUUGUCAUUUUGUCCUGGAUUUAAAGCAGCUCUUUUAAGUUUAUAGUUAGAUUUUUUUUUUUUUAAUGUGAUGAUAGUGAAGGUUUUGACAGGGGUUUGACAGUGUACAGACCAAACAUGUUCCCAGCAGAAAACACAGGACAGGGUAGAACUGCUCCUGGCUUGUGGAUACUUUCACUUUGUGUUGACCUUUUUUUUUUCUUUUCUUUUCUUUUCUUUUUCUUUCUCCCCUCCCCUUUGACCUAUGCAUUUGCAAAUAUUGGGCCUCAUUUAUCAAUCUUUUAGUAAAGUUCUGUGUAAAUGUUGCUCAAGUCAAACCGAAGUAAAAACAUCUGCCAGAUUUACAAAAGUUUUGAAAAUGCUGAUUUUCUUCACAUUCGCUUGUAUGUUCAUCACCCAUAAAGUGUGAAGCCCAACACAGCUCAUUUGCAUCUAGUGACUCCCAUAAAACUCCAUAAAAAGUCAAGUGCACAGAAAGCUGGAAACACAAAAUGACUACUAAAUGGUGAAAGAAAGGAAGAAGUGGAAGUUAUUUUGACUCCCUUCUGUGCCAGUAAAAAUAUCUUGGAGGUAAAAGAUCUGCACUGUACCCAGAUGAUCAUGACACCAAGCACAUCACACACGAAACUGAUAUUUUUAAAAAUCGUUUCAAGUGUCUCGGCUGAUAUGCUGGAUCUAAAGUGCACCGCGUUAAAAGAAGACUGAACAGAUUUAUAAUCCAGUUUUCAUCCUCUUUCCAGACUUUAAACAUCCUUUCCCUCCUAAGCACAGCCAGCACUAAAUCUUCAGGCAUUUGUUUACAGCUUAGGGCUGCGCACAGACACAGGCCUGUCCUCCGUUUAUAUAGUGGCAUUUCUUUUGUCAUAAUUGAAUGACUGACUAAUUUCAUAUGUUUUAAUUUAUGGGUUUGUGUUGGUUUGCGUUAGUUAUUUAUUUUAUCUUCUUUAAGUACUGCCAAUAAUAUGAAGUUAGUUCAUUAAUGAAAAUGUUUUUCGAUUAUGUUUUUAGUCCCUGACCUAGUGAAUUAGCAUGACGAUGUGUUUUUUGAUCCUCAAGACUACAAAGCACUUCUAUAACUUGCUCUGGAUAAGGUGGUCCACUAAACGCUGUAAAUAUCCAGUUUACGAUUGGCCGUAUAUUCCAUAUAUAAAAGUCCAGUCAUCCAUGCAAAUUAUGAUUUGAUGUUAUAAGUCAAGGUCUUCAUUAGUUAGUCGUCUUAUGCAUAAAUUUACACACACUCAGGAGCACGACUAGGAUGCGAACAUUUUUACCGAUAUCACAGGGUUUUUACGACUACCAAAUUUUUUUUUGUUUGAAUGCACCUAUGAAUGAUUUACGAAUAAAUCCAUUCGUAUUCAGGUUGAUCAGUUUAUUUUUGCAAAUCAUUAGAAAACGAGAGCAGGACUGCUCUGAUCAGUAAAACUUCAUGUUGUUGGGAUGGAGACACUGACAUGAGAGGGUUUUCUUUUUUUCUCUCUCUACGAAUGACAUUUUUAGCAAUGUUAGCACCUGUUUUGAUUUAAUUUCUUCUUCUUUUUUCUCUUUGCAGGUGGUUCUGCUGAAUCGUACAUUAGCAGAGCGAGGUUUAGCUACGUGGGUGGACAGUUUCUGAUCCCUUGCCCUCGUGUUCUUCUCUCACUCUUCAUCCCCUCCUUCACUUUUUAGACCCUGCCUACCUGAAGUGCACAUCACUGGCUAGCAGAAAAUUACACUUUUUUUUUUUUUUUCUUUUUUUUUUCUUUUUUUUUAAGGUUUUGGUUUCUACUCCCUUUCAAAAUAAAUUAAUGUACUGUACAAGGGGACAAAUAACACAAGUGGAGAUAGCCAAGUGUUGAUCAGAGAACAUCUUGUAAAAAAGAAACUUAAAAAAAAAAAAGAAAAAAAAAAAGAAAUGUCUUCAGUGGUUUAAGAAAUCUAGUAAUUAAAUCAAGUUGAUCGUGGUUUUCCAGCAAGGCUCCUUUGGCACAAAUGUGGACUGUAGAUUUAAGAGCUGUAAUUGUAUAAAAAAAAGAAAAAAGUGUACAUUAAAAAUGUAACAAUGGUGCAGUUUGUAACAAGACUGUUGAUGCUCGGGUUUGCAGCUGAUUUCAGCAACUUGUGCAUACUUUUGUAGCUCGAUCUCAUUAGUUCAUGUUGUUGUCUGAUUUAUUUCCUAAUGGUUCACUACUGCGAUUUUCCUUUGAGGUUGAGGCCCAAUGUCCCAAACACCUGUGCACAUUCAAUGUAUAGAACAGGACUCAUCCAUGUCAUGAAGAAAUACACUCUACAAAGGUGUGUGUUCCUCUACCACAGAGUCUUGUUCAUUAAUGUGGCCUUACGGAGGGAAACAAAAUCCUGCCCUCUGCUGUGCACGGUCUGUGGGACGUGUCCUGCUAAUUGCCUUCAGUGUGAACGUCUCCACAUGCAGCUUGUUUCUCUGUUGCUCUUAUUUAAGAGUCCAUUAUUCAAGAUUUUCUCAUGUAUCUCGAGGAAUACACUAAAGCACUGGCCUGCGCUUCACUUGAACAUGGCUUCACUACACGUUUAUCCUGACCCAUGAUGAAACUUCCACAUCAGAGCAUUGAGGUGCAUCAGAGCUCGGGCUCCUGUUUUGGGUAGACGAACUGCAUAUAGUGUGCUGUCAAUUGUAUGCAUGUAGUCCUGUUCAGAGCACAUCUUUUGAUCCACAAGUCACAUAAACCCACACUUCACUAUCUAGCGUGGCUUUGCGUAAACACCAGAGGAGGUUUGCUCACUUGUUUGUAGUCUGCUAUGCCCACAGUCAGGUUCCUUAGAUCAAAAUGGUCAUCAUGGUCAGUAGCUAAUGUCUGUAGUCUGAAAUGUUUAGAAUGGCCACUUUUUAAUCCGUCUCAUUAUGCUGGCUGCUAAAAUAAGCACUCUGGUAAUACUGGUUUGUUGCAAAAGAAAAAUAGCUUUAAGAAGUCUCAUUCAGGUUUGUUUGUUUUUUUCUUUAGUUGGGUUUGACUUAAGGAAUGCUCUUUUGCUGUAUCGGUAUUUUUGUUUAAAAAAACAAAACAAAAAAGUGUGUAAACCACUGGGGAUUUUUUUUUUUUACUUACAUUUUGUGUGUGUAUGUGUGUGUCAUUGAGUAUGUUGCAUUCAGGGCUCACUCAUCCAGUUUUUCUGCUGCUAUACCACUUCCGUCCUAAUGUUGCCAAUUCCUAACCUGAUGGAAUUUCACCAUCUGUUUGUUCAUUUGUUUUUACGCAAGCACCAAUUUUCCAUUUAUGAUUUGCUCCUAUGCAGUUAUGCGUGUGCUGCUAUUGUAAUUGAUGAAGACAACUGACUGGUUUCAACCGAACUACAAAAACUUGAAUUGUUUUUUCCCUUGAAUUUUGUUUCUUGAUCUAAACAGAUGAUUAUUGUGUGACCCCUGCAGCCUUGUUAACUGUUAAAGAAGGAUGUGUUUCUGUAGGCUGCAAAGGGACGUGCACUUUUCUGUAACCUCACUCUGACUGAAAUGCUAUAGGAUCUGUGGAAUUUUUUUUUUUUUAUUUUUUUUUUUUUUCCCCCCCCCGUGUCUGGUGCUCAGGUUGUUGGGUGUAUUGUAUGAAGUUGGGGGAAGGGGGGAGAGAUUAACACACCAGGCAAUGAUGUACUAAAUAUACUGUAGAAUGUAGUCUAAGAUAUUUCUGCACUAUACAGUCAAACAAGGCAGCACAGCAACAUAAAUGCAGGAAUUUUUUUUUUUUUUAAUUAAAUCUUUUCCCUCAUUUGCAAGUUCAUAAUUCCCAGUUAAUUUCUGACCAUUAGUUCUUUUAUCAGUGCUAGAAGUUCAUGGCCUUUUCUUAUCAAUCUUUUCCAUUGCUGUGUGUCAUCAACCCAUCAUACUUCACUUGUCUGUGUAAAUAAAAUUUCACUGUUCUUUUGUACAACACUGGGAAGAGUGUAUGAAAACAAAGGGAUCAUGUUUUUUUUUUUUUCCUCCCACCCCAACAUCAUGUUCUGUUUAUAGGACUGGUUUGAAGUGUUUUGAUUAGCUAGUUGAUUAAUUAUUUGAUUAUUUGAGUGCAAAGCAAACCUGCCCACAGCAUAACUAUGUACAGGUCAGUUUUUGCUAGACUCAUGAAAAGGUUUGAAUCUUGGUUGUACAGAUCUAUAUAUAUAAAUAUAUAUAAAAAAGAGAAUAAAAUUAUUAAAACAUUCAUCAUCUUGUGUUUUGUGCAAUAGAGCAUUCAAAAUUACUGUCAUUAAAUACGGUUUUUAUUAUUGCAAAACCCACGCAAGGGUUCCUAAACUUUAUAUAUACGCAUGACAAUUCUUUUUCUUUCUUUUUUUAAAAACAUUUAAUUUUCCAGUGUUGGUUCAAAACGUUGCAGAUGUAAGUUUCUGUCACUAGGGGGAGGAAUAAUACAGGCUUUAUUCUGUUAACGUAUAUUGUACAGAAAUAAUACUCUCCAGGGUUAAAUAUAGUUACCGCCAAAAGCAUUGGAAUGGCAAGGCUAAUUCUUUUGUUUUUGCUACACACUGAAGACAUUUGUGUUUGAGAUCAAAAGAUGAAUAUAAUAGUAGACCAGAAUUUCAGCUUUCAUUUCCUGAUAUUUACAUUUAAAGGUGUUAAACAACUUGGAACAUGACACAUUUGGUGGCAGACCUCUCAAUGUUUAGGUGAGCAGAGGUAUUGGGACAGAUAGUAGUAAUGUAAAUAACACUUUAAUAUUUGGUUGCAUAUCCCUUACUUGCAGUGACUGCAUCAAGCAUGUGACCCAGUAACAUCAAGCGGUUGCAUUCCUCUUGUGUAUUGUUUUCUCCACAGAUGCAUUUCUCUGUAAAACGGCAGCUACAAGGUUUUGGGUUUUUUUUUAGCAGACUUCUGAAUUAAUUCUGCUGCUACUAUUGUAAGUUCCAUCAUCAAAAUUAUUUGUGAGUCUAUUCCAGAAGCAGCCUUGCAAGCCCAAGCCAUGACACUACCUCCACUGUGCUUGACCAAAGAGCUUUAUGUUUUGGAUCAUGAGCAGAUUCUUUCUCCACACUUUUAGCCUUUCCAUCACUUUGGUAGAGGUUAAUCUUGGUUCCAGAACUUUUGUGGCUCAUCUUUUUUUUUUUUUUUUUUCUUCGUAUUUCUUUGUGAAUUCCAAUCUGGCUUUCUGAUUCUUACUGCUGAUGAGUUUUGCAUCUUGUGGUAAGGCCUCUAUAUUUCUGCUUUUAUAAGUCUAUGGUGGAUUGUGAUACCUUCACCCCAGUCCUGUGGAGGUUGGUUGUGAUGUCACUGACUUGUUUUGGGGUUUUUCUUCACAGCUCUCAUAAUGAUUCUGUUUUUCUUGGCCUAGCUGAUCAAUGUCUGCUUAUUAGUACACCAGUGGUAGGUUUCUUUUUCAGGACAUUUCAGGUUGUUGUAUUGGCUAUACCCAAUGCUUGUGCGAUGGCUCUGGUUUAUUUUUCCUCUUUUCUCAGCUUCAGAAUGGUUUGAUUUUCUCCCAUAGACAGCUUUCUGGUCUUCAUGUUGGUAUAUCCAUUUUAACAAAAAAUGCAAUCUUCACAGGCAAAAAGCAGGCCUCAAACUAAGAGUAGACAUUCAGAGCUAUUAAUUGUUUAAACAAUCAAUCUAACAGUGCACACACAGGCAACAAGAAACACCUGUCAGUCACAAGGUGCCAUGUUCUUCUAACGUAGAUUUAAAUAUCAGAAGCUGAACUUCUGAUCUAUUGUCUCAUUCAUCCUUUUGAUCACAAACUCAAAUGUCUUCAGUGUAUAGUAUAAACAAAAGAAUUGGCUUUGCUAUUCCAAUACUUUUGGAGAGGACUAUAUAUGCUUGUGUUAAUACAUGUACAAAUGUGUCUUUCUACAAGUGUCUUGCCUACCGUAUUGGUUCUGUAAUCAGAGCACAAUCAAAUACUCUU